This is a messenger RNA of Caenorhabditis auriculariae, 3446 nucleotides long. NCBI's taxonomy places the organism in Eukaryota, Metazoa, Nematoda, Chromadorea, Rhabditida, Rhabditidae. The record is from the annotation of a GenBank genome assembly.
AUGACCGAAACUUGGAAUUUAGAGAUGGACAUUUUUCAAGUUUUCAAGUCGAGACAGUUAAAAAUAAGGAAAUAACCUAGAACUUUUAUUGACACCUCAAAACUCUCAAAACUUGGAAAAAUCAGGUUAAUUAUGAUUCAUUCCAAAUAUUCCUUUUUCUCUAUAGAUUCACAAAAAAUUUUCAAUUUUUUUUCCAGCUCGUAGCCCUGGCUGUGAUCGCUCUAGCGAUAUGGAUUCGUGUGGACAACGAUUUCGAGUCGGAAAUUCGGGCCAACAUCAAAAGAGACACCGACGCUGAGCCGCUAUCCGACAUUAAAUAUGACAUGAGAGUGGCUGUAAGUUUUAUUCUUUCUUUUUUUUUAUCUUUAAAAAUCUUUGUCUUUUCAAUGGACCACGGAUCAAAAUCGAGAAAGUUCUUAUGCAGAGUUAUUUUACGCCUUAUUAGGGAAAACUGUGGAGGCUGGCGCGAGACGAACGAGACGAAUAUGUCGCUGGCGAUAUCGCUAGCAUGUCGCGCGCGUCUCGCAUUUAUAACGUACUCAAAAAAAAAAAAAAAUUUCUGCGGUACAUUGGCGAUAUCGCGAGCAUGUCGCGCGGGUCUCGCAUUUUUAUCGUAUUUACCAUGCACUCAAAAGUUUUCAAAUUUCCCAAAUGCUAUUUGGCGCCGAGGGAAAUGCAAGACCACCGCGGCUACAAUGCAGCACUUUUGCGAAAUCGCCAAUGUCACAAAACUCGCUUUUAUCUCGGCAAUAUGCAGACUUAUUUCGGGCCUCAUUGGGGAUAAAUGUCGAGUCUGGCGCGAUAUCGCAGAAAUGUCGCGCUGUCCUCGCUCGGGUCUUGCGAAACCAAAAAAUUGAAAAUUUCCAAAAUGCUAUAUCGCGCAAAAAAUACGAAAUCGCGCCGAGAAAAAUACAAGGCAGCUGCGGCUACAAUGCGGCACUUUUGCGAUGUCGCCAAUGUUUUAUACCUCACUUUUAUCUUCUCAGUUAUCAUUAAUGCUUCCAAAAUUUCUGCGCCUUGUAAAUCGGUUUUUUUUUUCAGAUCACGGUCGUUUUCUGGGUAAUCAUUGGUUUCGCCAUCGCUUGCGUUCUUUUGGGAUUGACAGGAUUUCUGGGAGCCAUCGCAAAUAGUCGAGCUUUGAUGGUAAAAAAAGAAAAAAAAUGGAAUACUAAUAAAUUUCAGGCAAUCUACUUUGUGUGCAUGGCGAUUCUGAUCCUUCUCGAGAUCGCCAUCGGAAUUUACGUUCUUGUGGUCCGCAAGAAUGUAAGUUUGUCCUUUCAGUCUUCAAUCUAUAAAAUUUACUAUUUGAUCCAGGAAAUAGAGUUCAUUCAGUCCAGUGAACCGUAAAGAGCUCUCAAACUCCCAAAAAUAAGAGAAACAAAUACCUCUUUCUCUAAUUAUCAUUUUUCCAAAACGAAAAAAAGCCAAUAUUUUCUUCUACUUGUCUUCAUAAAUAUCUUAAAAAAAUGCCCCACUUCGCUCCAAAUAACCAAGAACCAAACCCAUUUCCACAAAUCGGACCAAGAGUCAAAAAAUCUAUCACUCUUUUCGAAACCAGUUCAAUUUAGCCCCGAAAUUUGCAAUGUCAAUUUCGACCUCAAAAAAAAACACUGUAAACAAGAUUUUCGGCGUCGUGACUGACCAAGUUGAACUUUUUGAGGUUCUUGGAUUCGAAGGUCAGAAAAUAAUGUAGAAAAAGAUGAUGGUUCCAAAAAUAUAAGGAGGACAAUUCGAAAAAAAAAAGAUUUUCGAUGUCUUCUCUUGCAAACUUGAUCAUUUUGGGAGCGCUGAUGGUUAUGGAUUACGGAAAAACUUUCAAAAAAACCCAUUUUUUAAAAAAAAAUUUAACAUUUAUUUUGAAAAAUUUCCAAGAUUUUCCAAGUUUUCGAGCUUUUUAGAGGCAGAAUCUUCUCAUUUAAACUCCAGUUCAUCAUAAAAAUUCAGAGCAAACUUCAAUAUUCAGAAAACUUCUUCCCAAAACCCAAAAAUUUGCAGGAAAUUACGGAAAAUUUGAAAUUUUCGACGUCUCCUUACACAAAUUUGAUCCAUUUUUAGAGUUCGGAUGAUAUAUAAAUAUUAUCAAAAAUUUUCGAAAACCCGACUUUUUUUAAAAAAACAAAUUUAACAUUCAUUUUGAAAAAAAUUUCCGAAUUAUUCAAUGUUUUUUUGAACUUUUCAUGUGCACAGUCUUCCUUUUUUUCAGCUCCAGUUCAACGUAAAAAAAUUCAAAGCAAACUUCACAAAACCCUAAAAUUUGCAGAAAAAAACACUGAAAAAAAUAGGAAUUUUCGACGUCUCCUUUCACAAACUCGAUCAUUUUUGGAGAACGGAUCAAUAGGAUCACUGAAAAUUCAAAAACCGGGUUUUUAAAUAAUUUAACAUUUAUUUUGAAAAAAAUUUCCGAGAUUUUUCCAAGUUUUUUUGAACUUUUUUUAGAGGCACAAUCUUCUCAUUUAAACUCCAGUUCAUCAUAAAAAAAUUAAGAGCAAAAAGCCAAAAUACACGACUUCUUCAAGAAACUUUGAAAUUUGCAAAAAGGACCCUGAAAAAGAGGAAUUUUCGACGUCUUCUUUCACAAAUUUGCUCCAUUUUGAGGUUCGCUCAACGGUGAAGGACUACGUCUUCUACUCCUACGCGAUGAACUCUUCGCCCGACGUUCACGCCUUCCAAUUCCGGGUUUUCCAUUACUCCUUUUUUCUUUUUUUGGCCAAGGUCGCAUGAAAAUAAAACCGAAUUUCAGUAUAAUUGCUGCGGCGUCGAACUCCAACCAAACACCCAAUGCAUGGCCGGACAGGUUUUUCAUUUCUUUUUUUUUCUUCUGAUGGCUGAAUUUAAUUUUAGUCGCGCCUUUUUUAAAGUGAGGUUUGAUGUUUGAGGAAGGCAGAGUAAGUAAAUUAUGUGGUUUAAAAGGAAAAAUAUGUUAGUUUUAAAAUCAGCUGAUCUGUGAGUUACGGGUUUUUUUGAAGGUGAUCAAAAAUCUGAAAUGUCAGAGAAAAAAAUCUUACCUGGCAGUUUAUAGAGAUUUAGGGAUUUUUUUAGGGAUUAAGGUGAUUUUUAAAUAGGAAUUUUUUUCAAUUUUCAUUAAGUAUUCUACCUACAAAAAAUGCUCAAAAAAACUUCCGAAACACUGAAAAAAAUUUCGUUUUUUUGAGCAAUUUACGAUCCAUAAAAACCAUAAAAAAAUUAAAAAUUUUCUAUUUUUUUGAUCUCCUAAGUGGAACUACCUUUGAAAAGCUAUUUUUUCACUUUGGCUUGAGGCAAAAUUUGGAAUUCUAACUUUUUCUCAGCCGCGCCUUUUUUUAGGUAGAGUUUGAUGUUUGGGAAGGUAAAAGGAAGUGAAUUGCAAGCGUUAAAAGCGAAAUUUAGAAUUAGCUGGCUCACUGAUUAUUGAAGGUCAUUGGAAGAAAUCUCAGGGCAAGUCAAAUGACUUUUUGGUUCUUCUGUAG